Molecule: messenger RNA, 5463 nt
Organism: Lagopus muta (rock ptarmigan)
Lineage: Eukaryota; Metazoa; Chordata; Aves; Galliformes; Phasianidae
Gene: THEMIS
Product: thymocyte selection associated
Exons: 5
Coding region: 114-2051 (645 amino acids)
Biological process (GO): T cell receptor signaling pathway
Source: RefSeq, a predicted model, not a curated record
CCCACACCCCCAACACUCACCAGGCACAGCACGCACCAGGCUGUAAGCCUUGCAGUUUCUAAAGCCUCGCUGGCCUUCAAGCACCAAAAUUACAUGCUGCCUUGUGGCUAGCCAUGGUAUCUACCCUGGAGAAAUUCAUUCAUUCUCUGGACCCCAGAGCCCUUCCGAGGGUCCUUCAGAUUCAGUCAGGCUUCUAUUUCGAAGGUUCCAUCUAUGAAAUGUUCGGAAAUGAAUGCUGCCUGUCAACAGGAGAAGUGAUUAAAGUUAUUGGCUUCAAAAUUAAUAAGCUCAUAGCAAGUAUCUGUGAGAAUAAUGAAGACAGCCAGUUUUCUGCCAAAGUGGAAUUACCACUAAAUUUUCCUGGUCUUUAUAAGAUUGUGGCAGACAAAACACCAUAUGUCAGCGUUGAAGAAAUUACAAGAAAAGUCGCUAUUGGGCCAACAAGAUUUGGCCAUCCAUGUUUCUACAGCCCUGAGGAUAUAAAACUGGCAAACCUCACAAUCAAAAAGGGUGAGCAGAUCACCUUCAAUUCUGUGGAAGAGAUCAAUGGAACAAUGGCUGUGAGCUGUGUUAUGGUCAGAAACAACCGGUCUCAUUCCUUUAUUUUGCCCCUAUCACAAAAAGGAAAAUUCUAUGAGUGUGAAGAUGACCAGAUAUACACCCUAAAAGAGAUUGCAGAAUGGAAAAUCCCUAAGUGCAGAAGCCGGAUUGUCAAACUUUCCAACACUUUACAUAUGUGGAACUCCUCUAAUCCACUUCCUGAGAAUUUCGGUGGCUACUUGGUUCUCAUGCCUGUCUAUGAAGUGCAGGCACUAAUGAAAUUUCGUAAGGACGUAGUUCAUAUCCUCUCUGAUCUAGAUGUUGAGGUCAAGGAUAUAACAGACUGUUACGAUACUAGCUCUUUCCUUCAGCCACUGUCUUUGGAAGAUGUAUUUGAGAGAACAAGCAAGGAAUUUCCCAUGAUUGCUGAGAUAAUGGACGGACUUUUAGGAAGCCAGAAACCUUAUAACUUAUUGCAUACAGGGAAAGAGAUUGUCAUCUAUAAAAAGUACCAGGCUACAAGAGUUAUAGCCUCUGAGAUCAGAAGCGAUUCCUCCAAAAGACAUUUUUUAAUCCCUAUGACCUAUAAAGGAAAGUUCAAGAGAAGACCUCGGGAGUUUCCAACUGCCUAUGACUUAGAGAUAGCAAGAAGUGAAAGGGAACAUCUUCAUGUUGUAGCGACUAAAGCCUUUGAUUCUCCUCAUACAGAGCUUUUUUCUGUUUCAGUUGGAGAUCAGUUUCUAGUUCAGCAGUGUCAGACUAGUGAAGUUCUUUAUGAGGGAAGAAAGAAAGUCAUAGAUGUUUUAGCUUGUGAACAAAUACUAAGUAAUGCAUACAAGAAAGUGCUUCUCCCUAUGUACAUGGAAGGUGGCUUUGUGGAAGUGAUUCAUGACAAAAAGCAGUACCAGCUUUCUCAGAUUUGCAAAGAAUUUCAUUUGCCUUUUAAUGUCAAAGUGUCUGUGAGGGAUCUUUCCAUGAAAGAGGAUGUCUUGGCUGCGGUGCCUGGUCUGCAGCUUGAAGAAGAAAUCACAGACUCUUAUCUGCUGAUCAGUAGUGCCAGCAGUCCAAUGGAGAGCUGGGAAAUUCCUGUGUAUCGCUUAAACGUGUUGGUUCAUUUACUCAGCAAAGAUGUCCAGACAGUUGUACCUCCCAUGACUAGGACAACAGUGGAAGAGAUCAGUGAAGAGCAAUACUAUAUGGUACGAAGAUAUGAAAACCAAACCGUACUUCCACCCCCCAGACCUCCCAAAAAGCCAGCGACACUUGCGCAACAACCUGUUUUUGCAGUUUCUGAGCAAGAUGUAUCUGACGUACUACAGGCUCCAAAGCUCAACCAGACAAGGCACAGAAGAGAAAGUAUGCUGUUACCUAAACCAGAGUUUUGUGGCCUUACUGAGGAAAUGCAUGUUCUUCUAUUAUUUGUCUUCAGUCAGUACAGCUCAGCAUUGUUUUUUACUUUACUUUGUGCCACGCAAAUAAAACUUAGUCUUCAUGGAAACUACAGUGUCUGAGAGGAGAAAGAACAAGGCUAAGACUGAGAGUGCUACAAAUGUGAACAGGAGACUCCAAGAGAAUGUGGAAAACGCUUUUAUUUUUGUGGUGGUUGUUGUGCAUUUCUUCUCAAAGUUUUGUGCAUGAGUAGCUGACUGAUAUUUAAUCUUUGACAGAAUAAAUAAAAGUCAAGGUUUUCUUUGGGUGAAGUAUUAGUUAAGAUCAGGAGACUUCUUGUUGCUAAAGCACAAAUGUCAUCCAGUCAUAGACCAGGAGAACUCACAUGCCUCCACAGCCACUCCUGUAUUUUAAAUUUGUGGAGGUUGCCCAGUGGUUUCUAAAGUGCCUAUUAACACACCAUAAACAAACAAAAACAAUAACAUUUGCAGUGGAACUAUUUGGUAAUUUGGUAAUUCAUUUGGUGAAAUAGGAUUUGAAAUAAUACCUUUUACAAUAUAUAACUCAGUCAGCAGCUCUUGAAUGCAUAGAGUUAAUAUUCAUAUUCUUGGGCUAUCUGUGAAAAGGUCAAGCAGGAGACAUUUUAAUCUAUGUUUUCAAUUUGUGGCUAUGGAGUUAUAGUAAUAAAUCAUAGCAGCUUUCAAAAAGAUCAAGACUAACAGUAUUGUGUAACUCUAAAAUUCCAAAGGACAACAGUUUUGACUAGUUUGUUUUUCUUGAACAGUUGAGCACAUUUUCUUUUUUGUUGUGAUAUCUUAUAUAACUCUAACAACAAUAUCUAACAACAUAAAAUGGAUGUGCUAACAACUUCAAAUUAAUAGAACCUUUAAGCUUAUUUCAAAAGACACAUUGCCAGACACCGCCAUCAAAUUUUUCAUUAACUUUUCAAAUGUAAAUGAAAUUUUGCACCUAAGGGCAUGCACAGGACAGCUCUAAGGACACAAGAACACUCUGAAACACUCUGAAACAUUCUUUCACUCAUUUUAAGAAUCCUUCAGGAGUGUUUUGUGUAUUCAGAUGUCCUUAUACAUUGUAUACACCCCUAAGCAAAGCGUCCUGUUUAGGAUAUUUUCAAUAUGUAUCGCUGUUAAGCUGUAACUACAAAGAAACCUCCUCACCAGUUUGAACGUGCCUAUCAGAAGGCCUGUUUCUUCUAGUUGACACAGUUCAUUAGACAGUGCCAAACUGUUUCCUUUUUGAAACCCUGACUACCGGCAUGCUUUUGACUGCUUUACUUACUCUAGCUGCUCAGCUGUGAUUGUGCCUUGACGCCCAUGUGCAGACAAUUUAAGAAAAUUCAGGUGCUUUCAGUUUAAUGGAACUGAAAUUUCUUCCAAGAAUUGUAAAUUGGGAAGAUUUAUUCUGAGAAAGGAAAGAGAGGAAUAUAGCAUGCAUACUUCUUCAGUGCUUAAGAGUCCACAUGUCCUCCUGGAAGCUACAACAUGCCCAUCUAUUGUGGGAAAAACCACAUUCUCAGGUGAUCACUUUCAUCCCAAUCCUAUGAGUUGUUCCAGUGCCUUGUCUUUUCCACUCUCCCACGUUUGUGGCAUGUAUAUUAGAGUCUUAUGGGAUCUGGAAGUUUCCAUACCAAGAAUGAGGUUCAUUUCUGCACAGAAUCAGGCAAAAACACUGUUUAAUUUGCACGUAGGUCAUCAAAACAAUGGUUUGAGGAUUCAUGCUCUUCUGCUCUGCAUAUUUUAUUCCUACUGAACUGAAAAGAUGAUCUGCAAAAGGGUAGAUAUAAGCUUGUAGCAGAAUUCCAUAGUAGGGCUGGGAAAAUGUAGUGUUUCUCAGAUUUGUUUUUCUUAAAUAAAAGUAAACAUUGACAUGCUAAUUCUCUCUAGACAAAGAGAGAAAGAAAGAAUGCAAAUGUGAGAAAAGCCUCCUGUUUUUACAUCUCUUGCAACACUACUAACUGAAGGGUACAUUGAACUGUAGGAUAUCUAACAGAACCUUCUCUAUCCAUCCUUUUACUUUUGUAUCUCUUUUUAUAAUAGGAAUUAUGGGCACAGAUGAAAAGAUUUAUGCACACUUAAAAGAUAAAAAGAGGGUAAAUCCCUCAAAAGUGACAAGUGUGGUUGGUUUCAUUUGUUUAUUUGUUUGUUUUCCAGAUUCUAGUCUAAGCUGUGUUUACUUACUGGUUGAAUCUUUGUUUCAAGUGUUGAAAUUCUUGGAGAGUGCUCUUUUCUCCUGCAAAUGUGCACACACAAUUAAUUAGAAUAGACGAAAGGUGUUUAUUUUGACAGAUUAGCCACACAGCAUAUCUUGUGCUUUUCUUGCAACAAGAUGUAUAUGUAAUCUGCACAGAGGUAGAGUAGCAAUUUGAAUUAAAAUAAAUAAACAGUUCCAGUAACCUCCUAAUACAGUUUUUGUGGCCAGACUGGGGUGGGGGGAAGAAAAAAAGAAUAGCGUUUCAAGAAAUAUUCAUGGUUUGUACUCCUGUUAUGAAUUCAAUAAUUGUAUACUGAAACUUUGUGCAUAUUCCUCUCCUCUCCUCUCCUCUCCAACAGUUUUCACUCUGAGAUAACUUUGGAUAAGCAUUUUAAGAAGAGAGGAUUAUUUACUGGUAUUCCACCAUUAAGAGCACAUUUGUACACUUAACAUUGCAUUUCAUUUGAAAGCUUGUUCAAUUAAGAUUCUAUCUCUACUGUUUUAAACAGCACUUAUGUAGAGAAAGACAUCAAACCCCCAAAAAAGCAUGCUUUUUCAUAUUAGAUUUUGAUUCACUUCUGCCUUGUCAAAUAAGAAAUGCAAUAUUCACCUGUCAAAAAGUUUUUUAGCCACUUAGCCACUUUAGUAUACUUUACAAUAAUAAAAGGUGAUAGAUAACCUCCAUUAGUGAUUUGAUCAGUCUGUGAAAACAUCACUGUCAUUCAACUUGCAGAAUAUGACUGACAAGUAAAAUGCUCCUUGUAAAGCAGAUUCAGUACAACUCCAGAGGAUUAAGCAUUUGGGAGUUCCUAUGUCCAGAACACUACUGCAGUUACUGCAAUUAUAGCACUACUGUUUCUUAUGACUGCAAAUCUAUUUAUCUUCAAAUAACUAAAUAUAAUUAAGUGAAGGAUUCUUCACACACUUCUUGCUUUACAAUUUGCUUUUUGUAAGUCCAUUUGUAUAUGCUUUUUUGGAAGAAACAACACACUGCUAGUAUUUUAAAAUAAAUGAAUUAAUGGUGGGUAAGUUGGAGCACAGUUUUAGGCUUCCCAGCAUUCACUAGGAACAUUUUACAGGUGAAAUGUCUUGAUGUACAUCAGCAGGUGAAAGUACCAUUAUUGAACAUAUCCUGAAAAGAGAAACAAUAAAUAACUAUAUUUCAUUACCUUUGUAGGGCCAUCAGUGUUUCACUGAGAGAUGAAUUGACCAGCUGUAGUCUCUCUGUUUGAUGGAAUCACAACCAGUUGCACUAAAGUACAUAUGCUUUGGCUCUAAGGCAAUCCUGAAUGCAGCCAUUUCUUUCAGUCCUGUGAUCCUGAU